AUGGCAAAAAAUAUGAAGCAUGCUCUCGUGCAUUCUUGUGAAUACAGAGAUUGCCUAGAAUGCGCCAAUAGAAAAGAUCAUCUAUCUGUGAAAGGUGUCAGUAGUAGAUUAGAUCAAGCUUUGAGAGCGGUAACUAAGCUAACGAAACCACUGAAGUUAGCUGGGAAAACAAUAUUUGUUACUGGAGCAAGCAGAGGAAUAGGAAAAGCAAUAGCUCUGAAAGCAGCAAGAGAUGGUGCUAAUGUCGUUAUUGCAGCAAAAACUGCUGAUCCUCAUCCAAAAUUGCCUGGAACAAUUUAUACUGCUGCCAAGGAAGUGGAGGAGGUAGGUGGACGCUGCUUACCAUGUAUAGUUGAUGUACGAAAUGAAGAGGAUGUUCAGCAAGCAGUAAAUGCAGCAGUGAAUAAAUUUGGAGGAAUUGACAUAUUGGUGAACAAUGCAAGUGCUAUACAUCUGACUGGAACUGUAGACACUCCAAUGAAACGUUAUGAUCUAAUGCAUAAUAUUAAUACGAGAGGAACAUUUUUGGUAUCCAAACUUUGCAUACCAUAUCUCAGAGCAUCUUCAAAUGCCCAUAUUUUGAAUAUUAGCCCACCACUGCUCAUGGAAUCUCGUUGGUUCAAAAAUCAUGUUGCAUAUACCAUGGCAAAAUAUGGAAUGUCUAUGUGUGUCUUGGGAAUGGCCGAAGAGCUUAAAUCAGACAACAUUGCUGUCAAUGCUUUGUGGCCCAAAACAGGUAUUUAUGUUUAC
This is a messenger RNA of Stegodyphus dumicola, 750 nucleotides long. RefSeq names its product Hydroxysteroid dehydrogenase like 2 (gene Hsdl2). Lineage: Eukaryota; Metazoa; Arthropoda; Arachnida; Araneae; Eresidae. Gene Ontology annotation, cellular component: mitochondrion. The record is from RefSeq and is a predicted model, not a curated record.